AUGACCUUUUUCUCCAGGCAAAAUCUUCAGGAGGGUCUCCGAACCCUCUCUGUUAUGCAGUGGAUUCCAAUCUAUUUAAUUUUAGGAUCUAUUUCCAUUAUCAGUAUACCCUACUUCAUGGUGUUCACUAGAUUCUGGUACUUGGCUGUGCUCGCUUUAGCCUGGCUUGCUUAUGAUUGGAAUACUCACAGUCAAGGUGGUAGGCGUUCAGCUUGGGUACGAAACUGGACCCUCUGGAUGUAUUUCCAAAAUUACUUCCCAGUAAAGCUGGUGAAGACACAUGACCUUUCUCCCAAACACAACUACAUCAUUGGCAGCCACCCCCAUGGAAUUUUCUCUUAUGGUGUCUUCAUCAACUUUGCCACUGAGGCCAGUGGUUUUGCUCGGAUUUUCCCAUCCAUCACUCCCUUUUUAGGGACCUUGGAAGGGAUCUUCUGGAUCCCAAUUGUGCGAGAAUAUGUAAUGUCAAUGGGUAUAUGCCCAGUGAGUGAGUUGGCCCUGGAGUACUUGCUGACCAAGAAAGGCUCAGGAAAUGCUGUGACUAUUGUGGUGGGUGGAGCUGCAGAAGCCCUCUUGUGCCGCCCAGGAGCCUCCACCAUCUUGCUAAAAAAUCGCAAAGGUUUUGUGAAAUUGGCUCUGAAGACAGGGGCAUACCUUGUCCCUUCCUAUUCCUUCGGUGAGAAUGAAGUUCACAAUCAGGAGACGUUCCCUGAAGGCACAUGGUUAAGGUUCUUUCAAAAAAUCAUCCAGGGAGCAUUAAAAAAAGCCCUGGGAAUAAAUUUGUGUACCUUCCAUGGCCGGGGCCUCACUCAUGGAUCCUGGGGCUUAUUGCCUUUCAAUCGGCCCAUUAACACUGUUGUUGGGGAACCCCUGCCAAUUCCCAAGAUUAAAAUGCCCAACAAGGAGACUGUGGACGAGUACCAUGCACUCUACAUCAGUGCCCUGCGCAAGUUGUUUGACCAACACAAAGUUGAAUAUGGCCUUCCUGAGACCCAGGAGUUGACAAUCAUAUAA
This is a messenger RNA of Marmota flaviventris (yellow-bellied marmot), 1014 nucleotides long. It is a transcript of the gene Dgat2l6, whose product is annotated as diacylglycerol O-acyltransferase 2 like 6. The record is from RefSeq and is a predicted model, not a curated record. NCBI's taxonomy places the organism in Eukaryota, Metazoa, Chordata, Mammalia, Rodentia, Sciuridae. Gene Ontology annotation, cellular component: endoplasmic reticulum membrane. Gene Ontology annotation, biological process: lipid metabolic process.